Molecule: messenger RNA, 2730 nt
Organism: Drosophila mojavensis
Lineage: Eukaryota; Metazoa; Arthropoda; Insecta; Diptera; Drosophilidae
Product: polycystin-2-like
Exons: 2
Coding region: 160-2313 (717 amino acids)
Biological process (GO): detection of mechanical stimulus
Cellular component (GO): membrane
Molecular function (GO): calcium ion binding; calcium channel activity
Source: RefSeq, a predicted model, not a curated record
UGUUCCUAGUCAAGCAGCUUUGUUCAGGCUGUCAAUAAAAACUUUUACAUUGUCGUAAAUAUUCAUUGUACUAACAUAAGCAGUAUAAAUAUCUUUCCAUUCUGGAAGUGUCUCUGAGCAAUAUAAGCAAUUUCCCAUUCCGGAAGCGUCUCAGAGAAUAUGGCAAAGCGGACUAAUCUAUUUUUCUUGUGGACUACAUUGUUUAUAGUAUCUGUUUGUUUGGCAACCAUUGUAGUAUUCUCCGGAUUUAAUCACUCAAUGGGUAAAUUCAGAUCAAUGUUGGUGUCCCUACUCAUUGUGCUUUUGGGUCACUUUCUAUUCGGAGAUCCCACCAGAUUUCUAAUACUUGCUAGCUUAGACGCUUUUUGGAGUCCAGAGAACCUGAAGUAUGCAACAGUUGCUGAAGUUGGCCAUCAAAAACAGUUAGAUUAUUUGAACUUGCGAUUGAACAGUUUACGGGCCCAUCUCUCAAUACCGGAAAAGCAUCGUAAUGAAAAGCUGAACUCGCAGUACAGGGAGAUAGUAAAUGAUUUAUGGCUGUUUGGAAAGUAUUUCCUGUUUAUAAUGUGUCUACUACUGUUCUUAUCCGAUGAGACUACGUAUUACACUCGAAAUCACAUUAAGCGCCUUUUCACACACAAUUAUUCCAAUUAUUAUGGCUUGAAUGAUGUGGCCGAAUUGACAGGUGCCUAUGAUUUCAUAAAAUCUUCGCUUAUUGAUGGCUUUGCUAUUAAACGAGAUGAAUUUCAGAAUUCAUGGAUUCAUAGCGAGCAGACUGCUUUGCUUGGAGUCGUUCGACUACGUCAAUUGCGUGUGAUUGAUAUGGAGCAUGAUAGAGUGAGUGACCCUCCUUUUUCAGAGAAAUCGUAUUUGCCUGGAUGGAAAUUACCAUAUCGGCGCUUUCCUUACGAUGAAGUCUAUUGGCGCAUCUAUGAACCGUGGGUAUUCAAAAAUCUGAAUUUAAAACUAAACUUGCUAGUAGUGCAACAACAUACAGGAUAUCUUCGCUCAUAUCCCAAGUUAAGUGGUUACAUGUCGCUACUUGCGCGCAGUCAACAAAAUAGUCACGUGAUCGUAAGAUUCCUACGCAAAAAUAAGUGGCUCACUUACAAUACAUCGGUUCUAUUUAUGGAAUUCGCAUUGUAUAGCGUUGAUGCAAAAUUAUUAACUGUGUGCACACUGCAUAUAGAGCAUACAUCCUUUGGCACCAUGAUUUCUCAUGUGAACGUAAAUGCAAUAAGCUCAUUUGAAAAAGUUGACCAUCUUACACACCUGACAAUACUUUUUCUAAUUCUGUAUAUCAUAACGUUUGUAGACUUCGUUAAGGGGCUUGCGAUCAAAUUGUGGUUUGAACCGGCGCAAAUUCGUUCAUUUUGGAACAAAGUGGAUGUUGCAAUAUUUGUGCUUAACAUCCUCAUAUUAAUAAUGACUUUCAUACGUGAGUCAAAAGUCACGAACAUUUUUGACCAUCUUGCAAAUGACAGCAAAAUGGAAUUCAUACAAGUAUUAGAAGCAACUCACGUGCACUCGUUCACCGCAAUACUUAUUGGAUUUCUCUUGUGUUUGAUUACUCUUCGAUUAUGGAAGGCUCUCGAAUUCUCCAAUGUGUUCCAGAUCUUCACACAAACCCUGUAUUUGUCUUGGCGAGCGGUGGCAUCUGUUGCUGUGGUCAUUAUCGUAUUACUGUUGGGUUUUGCGAUUGCGGUAUCUACGUUUAAUGGCAACAACAGCUUCAACUUCUCUCAAUUUCGCCAGAGUAUCAUCACAUGCACAUGCUUCACCUUCGGAUAUACCAAUGGUGUUAGUCCGGAAGAACUGUUUCAUGGCGGCCAGUUCAUUGGCGCUAUAUUUUUUUCGAUCUUGGUAUUCGUUAUUUCGGUGAUUUUGGUAAAUAUGUUCGUAUCAAUAAUUAACGACUUUGUUUGCACUGCAAAACAUCAAAGGGAUAUGAUAUCUGGUCGUCGCAUCAACAUAUUUCAAUUCAUUUAUGCCGAAAUGAGAGUUUAUGUUCUAAAGAUAAAGCAAUUGCCAAAGUUUCGUACACGUUAUCGUCGGAAUAAUCGAACUGUUUCUGAAAACAUAAUGAGAUCACUACAAUCGAUCAGAAAUAAAAGGAAGAAAUGGGAGGUUACCAUUGCCAAGGCCUUUGUUGCAAAAAAUACAAUAAGUCCCCUUGAUAAUAUUGUGGAGCAUGCAGAAAGUAAAUACAAUCAGGAAAGAAUCUAUACAAUUGGCGCUAUAUUGAAUACUCAAAUCGAUAUACUUCAAAAUCUUUCGAAUCAUCAUAAGCGUACACGUAGACAAAGUGAAUGAAAAAAUAUAAAAAGAAUAUUUCAUUUUUUAUUUCAUCUCACUGCUCAAUGUCAAGUUAUUUCAUAAUUAAUUUCUCAUUGUUGAAGAAAUUAUCACACAAAAGUAAAUGUAAAGCAAAGUACAUAUGAUAGAAUGGACGAGUCGAUGGUUAAGGGUGUAUCCCAGUCGAGUAUAGCCGCUAAGAACAUGAAUGUCCUUACUCCUCCAAACUUCAAACGGGAAGGACUAAAAAAGGCGGUUUAUCACUCACAGUUAAAUUAUUAAAAUAAGGAAAUGCGGGAAAGAAUCCUUAAAUAUAAUAUUAUUAUUGAUUAAAAUAUUUGUGUAUUGUACGUAUGCCACUUGGCCACUUUUAUUAAUACAUAUUUAUAUAUAAUAUUAUUAGGAAUUUAAAUAAAUAAAAAUUGAAAUGCAUAA